AUACCAGAAAGCAGAUGGCUCUCGGAUUAAUAGUCUCCUAAUUUUUAUUAAUUUCUCUGAAAAAUCGCGUUCAAAUUGUGUCUAGUGCAAUUAGCUUUCGUACGGCGUGCCUUGGAGCAUCGAAAAAUCGCUUUUCCAACUGCGAAAGCAGAGAAAGGGAGCUCAAAGGGGAACUGCGAAAAAGUUUUUUGCUUUGUUGUACUCAUUGACAAUGAGAGAGCGAGACGGCAGCUGCCCAGUGUGUCUCUAACCAAAAAAAACAAAACAAAGGGGAGACAAAGGAUAGAAACCCCGAAAAAGACACACAUACACGCACAUCCACUUGCAAUAAGCGUGUAGCCGACAGACAAACGGAAACAAAUGGAGUGCCCCGGAGUCCGGAAAUAGAAGAAAUCCACGGAUAAGACACGCUGAUCCAGUUUCCCAGUGCUUUGCGCGAUCCCAAUAGUGAAGGGGAACGAAAACUCGUCGCCAAACCCUGUGCAUGUGUGUGUGUGGUAUUGGUCGUGUGUGUAUGCGUGUGCAUAUGGGGUUGGAAAACCGUGAAAAGUCAUCGUCUCAAGCGUAAAACUCACUCACCGGGAUCAGGGACUAGAUAAAGAGACAAUGCCGAGUGCCUCGUUCACCUCGUCGCGCACCUACGUGCGCCGCUCCCGUCGGAAAGGAGCCAAUCGGAUCGCCAUGCCCAACCGGCCGUCGGGCAACAUAAUGGACCCCAUGCUGCAGCAGAAUGUAUCCGCCGCGGCGGGUGCUGGGUCCGGACCCAGUACAUCGGGUGCCAGUGGUUCCAGCAAUGCCAACGCCUCCACCAGCAGCAGCAGUGCAGCAGCCGGAACUGCAGCGGCUCCACCUGCCCCUGCCGUCGCCUCUGGUUCGUCGGAGUACUUUGACAGUGGGCAAGGCAGCAGUAGCAAUGCCAGUGGUGGUGCAUCAGGAGCAAGCUCCUCUGGGCUGGCGGCCAUUGUUUAUAACGCCCUACAAAUGAUGGACACAACGGAGAACUCGGGCGCCGGCAGCAGUGGAGCAGCCAGUUCCACACCGCCAGUUUCAUCAUCUUCCAAGUCCACCUGCGCCACAGCCACAGCCGGAUCCAGUACGGCGUCAACCUCCGCUGCCGCAGCCGCAGCAGCUUCGGCAGGUUCUGCCUCCAGUAGUCACCAGAGCCCGUACGACUUGCGCCGCAAGAUCUCCUCCAGCAGCCAUGAGCAGUGGCCGACCUCCUCCUCGACCGCCGUGCUCGUCGGACCCUCGAGCAGCUCGCCGCCGCUGGUGAAUCCCGGCGCCUCGCCCUCCAGCUCCUCGUCGUCCUCCUCGACAUCGUCGUCGUCGUCCGGAUCAUCGUCGUCGUCGAGCUCUAGCUCCUCGGCAUCUUCGGCCAAUGUCCAGGCUCCAUCGACCAGUGCCACCUUCCCCGUGAACAAUGCUCCGACCACUGGAGCCACGCUGGCGCAGCCGCCGAACGUGCACAGCUCGGUGCCGCAGCAGCAUUGUGGGGCCCUGCCCGUGGGAGCUGCCAUCGAAGACAACAACUACAUGCUGCCCGCCCGAAAGCGGUCUCGCCGCCUCUACACCCAAAGCGGAGAAAUGGGUGCCACAGCAGGUGGCGCGUCGGGAGAAGCUUCAGGGGCUGGAACGUCGGCAUCUGGAAGCACAGGAUGUGCCCCUACGGCGGCCCAGUACCUUCAGUACGAGCUGCCCGACGAGGUGCUGCUGGCCAUAUUCUCCUAUCUGAUGGAGCAGGACCUGUGCCGCCUGGCGCUCGUCUGCAAGCGAUUCAAUACCAUUGCCAACGACACUGAGCUUUGGAAGAGGCUCUACCAGUCUGUCUUUGAAUACGACCUGCCGCUCUUCAACCCGGAACUGUGCAAGUUCGUCUUCGAGAAGCCGGAGGAGUCGGAAUACGCCAAUCCAUGGAAGGAGAGCUUCCGGCAGCUGUACCGUGGCGUCCAUGUGCGUCCGGGCUACCAAGAGCGCCGCUGCUCUGGUCGCAGCAUUGUCUUCUUCAACACUAUCCAGGCGGCUCUGGACUACCCCGAGGACCGGGCUGCCGCCGGAGCCUUUGCAUCAGCCGGCGCUGGCGCCGGCAAUGUGUCUGCUGGGCUCUCGAACACUAGUGCCUCGGCUGGUGGCGCCGGAGGAGGUGGUGCCAGUGUUAAUGCACUUGUCAACAUCUACGAGGAGCAAGUAGCCCCCACCGAGCAUCCCGGCCCGCUGAUAUUCCUCCAUGCCGGCCACUACAAGGGCGAGUAUCUAUUCAUAGACUCUGAUGUGGCGCUUGUAGGAGCUGCACCCGGCAACGUGGCAGAGUCCGUGAUCCUGGAACGGGAGGCCGGCUCCACGGUGAUGUUUGUGGAAGGAGCCAAGUACGCCUAUGUGGGCUACCUAACGCUCAAGUUCUCGCCAGAAGUUACCUCAACGGUGUCGCAUCACAAACACUACUGCCUGGACAUUGGCGAGAACUGCUCCCCCACCGUGGACAACUGCAUCAUCCGAUCCACCUCGGUGGUGGGUGCAGCUGUGUGCGUGGGAGGCGUCAACGCCAAUCCUGUCAUCCGGAACUGCGACAUAAGCGACUGCGAGAACGUCGGCUUGUAUGUCACCGACUACGCCCAAGGCACCUACGAGCACAAUGAGAUUAGUCGGAACGCCCUGGCCGGUAUUUGGGUGAAGAACUUUGCCAGCCCCAUAAUGCGGGAGAACCACAUCCACCACGGUCGCGACGUGGGCAUUUUCACCUUUGAAAAUGGAAUGGGAUACUUUGAGAAGAAUGACAUCCACAACAACCGUAUUGCCGGCUUCGAAGUCAAGGCCGGAGCCAAUCCCACUGUGGUUAAGUGCGAGAUCCAUCAUGGACAGACGGGCGGUAUCUACGUUCAUGAGAAUGGGCUCGGCCAGUUUAUUGAAAAUCGCAUUCACUCGAAUAACUUUGCAGGUGUGUGGAUAACAUCGAAUAGUAACCCCACCAUCCGCAAAAAUGAAAUAUACAACGGCCACCAGGGUGGAGUAUACAUAUUUGGCGAAGGUCGCGGGCUCAUCGAGCACAACAACAUAUACGGCAAUGCGCUGGCCGGGAUUCAGAUUCGCACCAAUAGCGAUCCUAUUGUGAGGCACAACAAGAUCCAUCAUGGCCAGCACGGCGGCAUCUAUGUGCACGAGAAGGGUCAGGGGCUGAUUGAGGAGAACGAAGUCUAUUCCAAUACACUGGCUGGGGUGUGGAUCACAACGGGUAGCACGCCGGUGUUGAGGCGGAAUCGCAUCCACUCGGGCAAGCAGGUGGGCGUGUACUUCUACGACAACGGGCAUGGGAAGCUGGAGGACAACGACAUCUUCAAUCAUCUGUACUCCGGAGUGCAGAUCCGUACAGGCAGCAAUCCUGUGAUACGGGGCAACAAGAUUUGGGGCGGUCAGAACGGGGGAGUCCUCGUCUACAACGGCGGUCUGGGGCUGCUGGAGCAAAACGAGAUCUUCGACAACGCCAUGGCGGGAGUGUGGAUAAAAACAGACUCGAAUCCAACGCUGAAACGGAACAAGAUUUACGAUGGCCGGGAUGGCGGCAUCUGCAUCUUCAACGGCGGCAAGGGCAUUCUCGAGGAAAAUGACAUUUUCCGAAACACCCAGGCCGGCGUUCUCAUCUCGACGCAAUCGCAUCCGAUCCUGCGGCGCAAUCGCAUCUACGAUGGCCAGGCAGCUGGGGUGGAGAUCACAAACAAUGCCACCGCCACGCUGGAGCACAACCAAAUUUUCAAGAACAAGUUUGGUGGGCUGUGCCUGGCCAGCGGCGUCCAGCCCAUUACCCGCGGCAACAACAUCUUCAACAAUGAGGAUGAGGUGGAAAAGGCCGUCUCCAGUGGGCAGUGCCUGUACAAGAUCAGCAGCUACACCUCCUUCCCCAUGCACGACUUCUAUCGCUGCCAAACCUGCAAUACAACCGACCGCAAUGCCAUCUGCGUGAACUGCAUCAAGAAUUGUCAUGCUGGCCAUGACGUGGAGUUUAUCCGACACGACAGAUUCUUUUGCGACUGCGGUGCUGGCACCCUGUCCAACCAGUGUCAACUGCAAGGCGAACCCACACAGGACACAGACACACUCUAUGACUCCGCGGCACCCAUGGAAUCGCACACUCUAAUGGUCAACUAGGCAUCUGAAUCACAAUCUACUAUCUUAAGCUAUACAUAUAUCUAUACUAUAUAAGUUCAAAGGCCAGCUCUCAAUUCUCAAUCGCACAUCUCACAUGUUGCUGUAAAUAUUCGAAGAAAGAAAAACACAAAAAUCAAGAGAAAACUCAAGAAAUAAUACAAUUAAUUGUAUGUAAAUAAUAACUUAAUAUUCUUGCGUUCAAAAUUUAA
Messenger RNA from Drosophila bipectinata, 4346 nucleotides. It is a transcript of the gene FBXO11, whose product is annotated as F-box protein 11. Lineage: Eukaryota; Metazoa; Arthropoda; Insecta; Diptera; Drosophilidae. The record is from RefSeq and is a predicted model, not a curated record. Gene Ontology annotation, molecular function: protein binding; zinc ion binding. Gene Ontology annotation, biological process: regulation of apoptotic process; ubiquitin-dependent protein catabolic process.